Physella acuta is the source of this 774-nucleotide messenger RNA. RefSeq names its product rheacalcin-2. NCBI's taxonomy places the organism in Eukaryota, Metazoa, Mollusca, Gastropoda, Physidae. The record is from RefSeq and is a predicted model, not a curated record.
AUGAGCGAUGAAUAAGUGUUUCUAAAUCCUAUUUAUUUUUACGUUGGAAAGGAUUUUCUUCAAAACAGUUUCAUUGGAAUCAGUAUAUUGUUGAUCAACCCAAUGAAGUUACAUAUAUGUAUCUCGUUGGCUGUCGUCCUUCAAAUAGUAUGCACACACGCAACGUGUAUCAGCAAAACGGCUAAGGAGUUUCAAGGCAACUGCUAUGAGUUUUUCCCAACAAAUAUGAACUGGGAUCAAGCGCAGGAACACUGCGCACGUUUCAAUGGAACAAGGAGCCUGGCCAAAGUUUCUUCACCGUCUGUGUUGGACUUCCUCAAUUCUCUCAGACCAAAGAACACUCCUAUUACAGGUGAUACAAGAGUGUGGCUGGGAGCAACUGAUAGAUUACGAGAAGGUGAAUGGCUGUGGACAGAUGGUACAAAGGCUAAUCUAGCAUCAAUGUGGCGUCCUGGAGAACCGAACCAUUAUAAGGAUGUAAACGAAGACUGUCUUGACAUUUUUAAAUGGGAAAAACUAAACGAUGAAGCGUGUUCUAAUGCUUUCCCUUUUAUUUGCAUGGAAAUUUAUGGUACAACCACGAGCUCAAAAACAGAUCCAACUACAUCUGUGACAACCACAGGAACGACGGCGACAUCAUCGACCACAAAUGGAAUGACGGCGACAUCAUCGACCGCAAAUGGAACGACAGCCACAUCAUCGAUCACAAAUGGAACUACUGCCACAUCAUCGACCACAAAUGGUGAUGUUAUCAUUUUAGAAAGUGAAAUCUAA